Nothoprocta perdicaria is the source of this 2962-nucleotide messenger RNA. It is a transcript of the gene SLC7A11, whose product is annotated as solute carrier family 7 member 11. The transcript has 15 exons. Gene Ontology annotation, cellular component: membrane. The record is from RefSeq and is a predicted model, not a curated record. Gene Ontology annotation, molecular function: L-amino acid transmembrane transporter activity. Gene Ontology annotation, biological process: amino acid transmembrane transport. NCBI's taxonomy places the organism in Eukaryota, Metazoa, Chordata, Aves, Tinamiformes, Tinamidae. The coding region runs from base 619 to 1911 and encodes 430 amino acids.
GAUGGGAGCAGCCGCCCGUUUCCACACACAAGUGCAUUUCCAGCACAGAUGGUGUCAGACUCCAAGGAGGGAAAACGGCCUGCUGAUAGCAGAGGAAUUUCUGAAAGCCCCCAAAUGCAGCGAAAUUCCUGGGGUUUCCAGGCAGAAAAGGAAAGUGGAAGUAGAAAUGCAUGCASAUGAAGUGGAACUUGACUACAUGCUGGGCAUGACUCUGAACAGCGAUUUUAAUUCUAAAAAUCUCUCUGUGUUAUCAUGAUACCCUGUGGGGCAGCCCAGGUCACUGGGCAGCUGGUUAGGAAAGCGACUUUGGUAACUGAGAGGUUUAACCUGCAUCUUGUUUUGUGCAGAGGAGAGAAGUGUCCCUCUUCCAGCAUGAUCCAUGUGGCUGCAGGACCUUAGGUUUGGGUGUUUCUUCAUAGCUGAACAAGGACAAGCCCUUGUAAUCCUGAGGCUCCAUUAAACUCAACUGAGAGUCACCUGGUUGCGGCAGAAGGAGCCUCACAGCCUCUCCAUCCACCCCAGGAUGCUCCCUUGUGUACCGACAAAACACUGACAAAAGYACCUGGGUGUUUAUUUUUGAGUGAUGCUGCAGUCCUUGGCCUGCAAUGAAUAAGCGUGAUGGAAGGAGCUGUCGGAGAGUACCGGGCGUAUCUGGAUGGAUUUUGCCCUCUGCGAGGUGCCCUCUGUUAUGCUGAGCUGGGAACGUGCAUUAAGAAAUCUGGUGGUCACUACACCUACAUCCUGGAGGCCUUUGGUCCGUUGCCUGCUUUUGUGAGAGUCUGGGUGGAGUUGCUCAUCAUUCGCCCUGCUGCCACAGCAGUGAUAUCGUUGGCAUUUGGACGCUAUAUUUUGGAGCCUUUCUUUAUGCARUGUGAGAUCCCAGAGCUUGCAAUUAAGCUUAUUACAGCCGUUGGUAUCUCGACGGUGAUGGUCCUGAAUAGCACAAGUGUGAGCUGGAGUGCCCGCAUUCAGAUUUUCCUUACCUUUUGCAAGCUUGUAGCAAUUCUGAUAAUUAUAGUCCCUGGAGUUAUCCAGCUAAUUAAAGGAGAAACACAGCACUUUAAAAACGCCUUUGCGGGGAACGAUGCCAGUGUUAUGGGAUUGCCACUUGCUUUCUAUUCAGGAAUGUAUGCUUACUCAGGCUGGUUUUACCUCAAUUUUGUUACAGAAGAAGUGGAAAACCCUGAAAAAAACAUACCCCUCGCAAUCUGCAUUUCAAUGAUUAUCGUCACGGUGGGCUACGUGUUAACAAACGUGGCUUAUUUCACUACAAUCAGUGCCGGGGAACUGCUGCUUUCAAAAGCUGUAGCCGUGACAUUUGCUGAGCGUUUAAUGGGAAACUUUUCUYUAGCUGUUCCAGUAUUUGUUGCUCUCUCCUGUUUUGGCUCUAUGAAUGGUGGCGUUUUUGCUGUCUCUAGGAUGUUCUUCGUUGCCUCCCGCGAGGGUCACCUUCCGGAAAUCCUCUCCAUGAUUCACGUCCGCAAGCACACUCCUCUGCCAGCUGUCAUCGUUCUGUACCCUCUCACAAUGAUCAUGCUAUUCAACGGGGAUCUCUACAGCCUCCUGAAUUUCCUCAGUUUUGCCAGGUGGCUUUUUAUUGGACUAGCGGUUGCUGGGUUGAUUUAUCUCAGAUAUAAACGUCCUGAUAUGCCUCGUCCUUUCAAGGUACCUCUAUUUAUCCCGGCACUAUUUUCUUUCACCUGUCUCUUCAUGGUUGCACUGUCACUUUACUCUGAUCCCGUCAAUACGGGGAUUGGAUUUGCCAUAACCCUGACUGGAGUCCCUGCCUACUACCUCUUCAUCAUAUGGGACAAGAAGCCAAAGUGGUUCCGGAAGCUCUUGGAGAGAGUGACUGUAAUCCUGCAAAUCCUCUUGGAAGUCGUCCCACCAGAGGARGACCAGAAAUCAUGAUCCUCAUGUACCUGAAAAUGCAGCUUUUGACUUGGUGUUUCAUCUCAACCUGAGGAGGAGGGUAGGGAGUUUUCUUCCCAUCCUGAUAUUCUGCAAACUGGAGGAACAAGUCACAGCUGAGAUGGAUACUGAAUGACUCAGUUACCAGAGCUGUAGUUUAUCAUGUUGCAAAGCUUCUUAAUGUGGUGGGUUUCUAUGUAGAAAGCAAGAACAGAAGCAGCAAGAGAACACCUCUCUSUACUAUUCCUUCUACUACACUGUCAUAUUUAACAAACGGUAGUUUAAGCCAUGUUUAAGUAAUAGGUGGGUAUCCUGUGAAGACUGUAUCCUGCUCGCUGUCCCUGAGGAACUGACCUCUCACCAGAGGAAGGGGGAGCCAAAGCUGCUGAGUUGCAGCCGUUCCCCCAACUUGCAGCCACAUUUCACUUCUUGGGUCUCYCUGGGAGCACCAGCACAUGGAUGUGGAAACGCAGUGGUUCCCACCACCUUUGCAGUGGCGAGUCCAAGGUUAUUUUGCUCCAGAGUUGUUAGAGCACAGCUUAUAGGAGUAUCUUCGAGAGCGAAUAUUGCUGCCAGUGGGCAGGUAGCUUCUAGCCCUGGGGCAGUAGUUUCAUACCUUGUAAAGUUUCUACCGCUCUGAAAACUGUUACUGUUUUUACUGAUGUUUCUUUGUGUAUAUAUACAUAGGAAAUACAGCAGUUGCCUUCAAACAAAGCCUUUGAAUGCAACCUCCACAGAUGUAUGAAUAUUUUUCUACCUGGCAACUUACGGACCUGCAGGUAUCAGUCAGGCAAAACGGCUUUUAAAGUUUUAUACAGUUGUUGUUAGGCAGAAAUGAAUAGUAGUCACUGGUUAUAUAAUCAGUGGGAGUUCUGUGCAGACACGACAAUAAAUGCAAUACUAUUUUAUGACUAAGGUGUAGGGCAAGCUGCAACAGGUUUGUUGAUUUGCGUAGAACGUGUGCCUAAUCUGUGGGCUUUUAUUUGAGCACAUUCCAAUUAACUGGGCUUUUGAACACCACGAAAGAGGUGCUCUGCCAGCAUCUUCUUCC